UCUAUCUCAGAGCGUCCUCCUCUUCUUCUCCAUUUCUCCUCACGCCACCGCGCCAACAGGUCAGGUGUCCGCGGCGGCCUGAGAAGCGGAUCAAAAGAGGCAACCACGCGCGCGCGCGAGAGAGAGAGAGAGGACGCGACCGGACCGAGCCCUGAGGCGAGGCGAGGGCAAGAAUAAAGGCCGAGAAGAUCUCCUCUCUUCUACCCCGCGUGCGCUGCUGUGUCGUCGUCACGAGCUCUCAAGUCUUGUGUGGGGGUGUGAUCGGUGUGGGCGUGGACAUGGUCGGGCGGAUGGAGCGGCAGACGGCGUCGUCGUCGGCGUCAUGCUCCCCCGCCGCCGCCGGCACGUCCUCGGCCUGCGGGGGCAAGAAGCGGCCCGACAUACUCAACAUGAUCCGGAGUGCAACGUGCCUUAAUUCAUCAUCUACUGAUACCGGCAAGGGGAGGAGUAAACAAUCAAGCAACAAAGUGACUCAUGGAUUCCACUUGGUGGAAGGGAAAUCUGGGCAUGACAUGGAGGACUACCAUGUAGCAGAGUACAAGUAUGAAAAGAGCCAUGAGCUUGGUCUCUUCGCCAUUUUUGAUGGUCACUUGGGAGACAGUGUACCGAGUUACUUGAAAGCUAACCUUUUCCGCAACAUACUGAAAGAGCCUGUCUUCUGGACUAACCCUCAGGAAGCAAUUAAGAAUGCAUACCGCUCUACAAACAAAUAUAUUUUAGAGAAUGCCAAACAACUUGGACCUGGUGGUUCAACAGCAGUUACUGCCAUUGUAGUUGAUGGCAAGGAUAUGUUGGUAGCAAACGUAGGUGAUUCAAGAGCUGUUAUAUGUGAAAGAGGUGCUGCUAAUCAGCUCACUGUUGACCAUGAACCUCAUACAACUAAUGAAAGAGAGAGGAUUGAGAAACAGGGUGGCUUUGUAACAACAUUUCCUGGUGAUGUUCCCCGGGUAAAUGGUCAGCUUGCUGUUGCGAGGGCCUUUGGGGAUCAAAGCCUGAAGGCACACUUGAGUUCAGAACCUGAUGUUAUGCAUGUACCAAUAAACUCAACCAUUGAGUUUGUCAUCCUUGCCAGUGAUGGAUUAUGGAAGGUAAUGAAGAACCAGGAAGCCGUAGAUCUUGUGAAGUCGAUCAAGGACCCCCAGGCAGCGGCGAAGCGACUGACGACCGAAGCACUUGCGAGGAAGAGCAAGGACGACAUCUCCUGCAUCGUCAUCAGAUUCCGCUGCUGAAACCCCCCCAAAACACCACAAAUGCAGACACUGUCUCUGCGUUCUUCUUCGUUCCGAUUAAAUUUGUGUGUGGUGAAGGAAAAAAAAAAGAUGGUUUACCUAUAGUUUGUAGCUGCUGUGAACAGUCCUAGAUGAACUAUAUAGCAGGACAGAAAUUGGAGAUAUGUUCAGACUGCUGUUGGGUUCAGUAGCGAGUGUGUGUGUGUGUGCAGGGUGAGUGUGGUGGUGGUCGUGGUGGUCAUUCGUCUGUGCAUACAUACACCAGCAUAAAACUGUCCAUCAAUCGAACGGGACCUGCAUUUCAGGUUGCCGUUGUGUAUUUGGUUUGGCUGUGAGUUGCUUGUGAUGGUAUUAGCCCCGAAUGGUAAAGUUGAUUUGUACA
Oryza brachyantha (malo sina) is the source of this 1611-nucleotide messenger RNA. Its product is annotated as probable protein phosphatase 2C 44. The record is from RefSeq and is a predicted model, not a curated record. Gene Ontology annotation, biological process: protein dephosphorylation. The transcript has 5 exons. Gene Ontology annotation, cellular component: nucleus; cytosol. Lineage: Eukaryota; Viridiplantae; Streptophyta; Magnoliopsida; Poales; Poaceae. Bases 279 to 1229 code for a protein of 316 amino acids. Gene Ontology annotation, molecular function: protein serine/threonine phosphatase activity.